UGCGGACCCGCGGCGCAUCCCCGAUGUAAUCCUUCUGAGCCUAGGACCCAGCGGCUGCCGGGCAGCCCUGGCCCCGCCUCUCGGCGCAUCAGCGCCCGCGGAUUGGCAGCGCGGCUCCGCCUCCGCCAUGGCUGCCGCCCGCCGCCGGGGCUACUAAGUAGCUGUAGAGGUACUGUUCUCCGCUGCGGCUCCCCGGCCGCCCUGUCCGCGGGAGGGUGGCGCAUGGGUCUCCUCCGAGGCGCGCCCCCAUGCGCUCGGGCCAUGGCGCGUCUGGGCGCUGUGCGCUCCCACUACUGCGCGCUGCUGCUGGCCGCGGCGCUUGCCGUCUGUGCCUUCUACUACCUCGGCUCCGGCCGGGAGACCUUCUCCAGCGCCACCAAGAGGCUGAAGGAGGCCCGCGCCGGAGCCCCCGCCGCGCCCUCGCCGCUGGUGCCGGAGCUGGCGCAGGGCUCCGUGGCGCCGGCCCCGGGUGCUAAGGCCAAGAGCCUGGAGGGCGGCGGGGCCGGGCCGGUGGACUAUCACCUGCUGAUGAUGUUCACCAAGGCGGAACAGAAUGCCGCGCUGCAGGCCAAGGCCCGCGUCGCGAUCCGCUCCCUGUUGCGCCUCGCUAAGUUCGAGGCGCACGAGGUGCUUAACCUGCACUUCGUGAGCGAGGAGACCAGCCGCGAGGUGGCCAAGGCCCUGCUGCGGGAGCUGCUACCGCCCGCUGCCGGCUUCAAGUGCAAGGUUGUCUUCCAUGACGUCGGUGUGCUGACGGACAGGCUCUUCCCCGUCGUGGAGGCCAUGCAGAAGCACUUCAGUGCCGGCUCCGGGACCUACUACAGCGACUCCAUCUUCUUCCUUUCAGUGGCCAUGCAUCAGAUCAUGCCCAAAGAGAUCCUGCGGAUAAUUCAGCUGGACCUAGACCUAAAGUACAAGACCAACAUCCGGGAAUUGUUUGAGGAGUUUGAUAACUUCCUGCCCGGCGCCAUCAUUGGCAUAGCAAGGGAGAUGCAGCCAGUAUACAGGCACACAUUCUGGCAGUUCCGUCAUGAGAACCCCAAGACCCGGGUCGGGGGCCCUCCCCCUGAGGGGCUCCCCGGCUUCAACAGCGGGGUGAUGCUGCUCAACCUGGAGGCCAUGCGCCAGUCCCCACUGUACGGCCGCCUGCUGGAGCCAGCACAGGUGCAGCAGCUGGCCGACAAGUACCACUUCCGGGGUCACCUCGGGGACCAGGACUUCUUCACCAUGAUUGGCAUGGAGCACCCUGAGCUCUUCCACGUGCUGGACUGUACCUGGAACCGGCAGCUUUGCACCUGGUGGAGGGACCAUGGCUACAGCGACGUCUUCGAUGCCUACUUCCGGUGUGAGGGCCACGUCAGGAUCUACCAUGGGAACUGCAACACCCCUAUCCCAGAGGCCUAGGCACCUCCUCACCCGAUCUGGGGAAGGAGAGGGGCGCCUCUCGGACAGGCCUGGGGCAGUGUCUGAACUCCUAGAGAGACACGGCAAGGACGUCCUUGUGAUCAGGUGCUGCAGCUCUCCCAGCACACAUCGCUGUCCUGAAGCCAUCCCAUGACGACUGGACCCUUUGCCCCCACUGGUGCUCUGGACCCUCUGCCUCCAAGGACCAGGCGUCAUGAAGGACAAACACAUAGACCUCUUCCGGUGGGCUAGGAAGCGAGCAUUUGAAAAGAAGGAAGAAAAACAAAACGGUGCCUCUUGCCUUCAGCCCCCAAAGAAUGGAAAUCCUUUUAAGAACUGGGCUUUCUUAGACCAAAUAUAAACUUAUUUUACAUCGACAGGCGAGACAGAGCAAACAGUACUGCUGUAGCUCCCAGUGAGCUCUAAAUGCAUGAGCCAGGGUUUUAACAACCAGCCCAGAGUUUAAGCAUCCAAAGGAAUGCUGGCCUUCCACACGCACAUCCUAGGAGGCCGUGUGGUUAGUCUCACGAUGCUCGUGGCGCCUGGUGGAGAUGUAAAGAUCCCACCUCUUUGGGGAGGGCCCUCAACAGCACCUGUGGCCCACGUAAGAAAACUGGUCUCAUUAUUUUAACCUUCACAGCAUUUACCUCCCAACUGCAUCACAGAACCUCAUUAUCCCUUAUUCAUCUGAUCCAGCUCCAGGUGACCAGACUCUGCUCUGAAAUCAAAUCUGCCAUCAAAGAGACUGGCCACCCGCAAGGACAGGUGAUGGAAUUGUCUGGAUUGGGAAGACUCAUUCCAAAGAGGAGCCCAGCAGUGCCCUAGUGUAACCGUGCAGCUUGGAAGGGGUGUCGCUCUUAGACUUAUAAGCAUUCUAGUCUCUUUAUUUGGAAGAAUCAUCUGUGUGACUUUAUCGCACCAGGUCAGACCCUAUACCUUACAAGAAAUUAGGCUGUCAUUACUUGAUUUCUGCUUUAAUGAGUUCUCCUGUAAGUGAGCUACAAAUACGAAGCCUCUAUUGGUCCAUUUUGUAUAAUCCACCUGGGGUCCUCGGGAAAGAAGUGUUGUUGGAUUUUCAUCUUAUUUUAAUUCAAUUUCAUUUAUUUUAUUUUUUUCCACCGUGAGUGAGAAUAGCUAAUAAAUAAUCUUUGAGAACACAA
Molecule: messenger RNA, 2564 nt
Organism: Aethalodelphis obliquidens (Pacific white-sided dolphin)
Lineage: Eukaryota; Metazoa; Chordata; Mammalia; Artiodactyla; Delphinidae
Gene: XXYLT1
Product: xyloside xylosyltransferase 1
Exons: 4
Coding region: 223-1404 (393 amino acids)
Biological process (GO): protein O-linked glycosylation via N-acetylgalactosamine
Cellular component (GO): endoplasmic reticulum membrane
Molecular function (GO): xylosyl alpha-1,3-xylosyltransferase activity
Source: RefSeq, a predicted model, not a curated record